Molecule: messenger RNA, 1500 nt
Organism: Fibroporia radiculosa
Lineage: Eukaryota; Fungi; Basidiomycota; Agaricomycetes; Polyporales; Fibroporiaceae
Exons: 13
Coding region: 1-1500 (499 amino acids)
Biological process (GO): transmembrane transport
Cellular component (GO): plasma membrane
Molecular function (GO): transmembrane transporter activity
Source: RefSeq, a predicted model, not a curated record
AUGAACACCGAUUCGGAGGAGCUGAAAAAGCCUAGAGUCUCUGUCAUUGAAGAUGUUGAGAAGCAUGGUCCUGUGCCUCACAUUGAAGAGGACCUCGACUCACAGGCCGAAUUACCUGACGCAGUGGACGAAGCGACGAUAGUCCACAAGAUAGAUAAGCAUGUCAUUCCGGUCUUGUGCUUAUUGUAUCUUCUGGCAUUUCUCGACCGUGUGAAUAUAUCAAAUGCCGCCGUCUUUGGUCUCACCGAAGAUCUGCAUCUCGUUGGCGAUCAGUAUAAUAACGCUCUAGUAGUAUUCUUUGUGCCCUACGUCCUUUUUGAAAUACCCUCGAAUGCGUUGCUCAAAUACUUUAGACCGCAUAUCUGGCUGUCAGUUUGCAUGUUCUUUUUUGGUCUUGUCUCUAUAUGUCAAGGAUUGGUCCGCAACUAUAGCGGCUUAGUAGCCUGUCGCUUCUUCUUAGGUCUCGCCGAAAGUGGAGUUUUCCCUGCGUGUUUCUACUUGAUCGCAAUGUGGUACAAACGCGCAGAGGCACAAAAGCGAUAUACAUUUUUCUUCUGUUCUGUCACAUUGGCAGGUGCAUUUGGCGGCCUCCUUGCCAGUGCGAUUGGGAAGAUGGACGGAAUGCGGGGUUAUCGCGGUUGGCGAUGGAUUUUCAUUCUAGAGGGCGUGGCUACCUGUGUUAUCUCCCUUCUCUUGUCCUUCGCCAUCUCUGAUUUUCCAGAGGAGGCAACAUGGUUGACGGCCGCUGAGAAGAAGUUCGUAAAGGACCGUCUGAAAGCUGAUGUGGGAGAGUCCAGGAGGCACGACCCAUUGACUAUCCGCGGGAUCCUCAGUGUCUUCAAGGAUUAUAAAAUCAUUGUGGGAGGAUUCAUGUACUUCGGCAUCAUUGUGCCAGCCUACGGUUAUGCAUAUUUCGCUCCCUCUAUCAUUGCGACGCUCGGACAUGGCGCGAUUCGCACACAGCUGCUCUCCGUUCCUCCAUGGGCGUGUAGCUUCGUCCUCGCCAUGACUGUCGCCGUUGCGUCCGACCACUUUCGUCAUCGCUUCCUCUUCGUUCUUAUUCCUACCGCAAUCGGCCUUGCGGGAUUUAUCAUUCUACUAGUAGUACACGACAAUACGCACCUCCAGUACGCGGCACUGUUCCUGGCAAGCACAGGCACGUACUCUGCCAUGCCAAUGAUGAUAUGCUGGUUUAAUACCAAUCUUGCCGGUCAUCGCAGACGUGCAGUGGGCACAGCCUGGCAAAUUGGCUUUGGGAACAUUGGUGGAAUCAUCGCCGUGUAUGCCUUCCUUGCAAAGGAUGCCCCCGACUACAUCUCCGGUUACACACUAUGUGUCGUGUUCAUUUGCCUGUCCGCUCUUGCAGAUGUCAUCUAUUUCCUUGGUGUUCUUUUAGAGAAUCAGCGACGAGAUCGAGCCCUUGUGAAGGGCACCGUGAUGCUCACGGACAACGAAAAGGCAGAAAUGGGUGAUUUGAACCCAGACUACAGGAUACGAUGA